AUGCCUGAGGUAGCAGAGGUGGCUCAUGUUUGUGCUUUAUUGAAAAGGAAUGUUUUAGGGUUUAGAAUUAAAAAAGUCAAUCUAUCUUUGGACCCAUUGUUGUUUCCCGUACUUAAAGAGUCGAAAGAUCCAAAUGCAGAAUUGGAGAAGAUGAAAGCCAACCUCGUGGACUUGCGUAUUGACUCGGUUGGAAGACACGGAAAAUACUUUUGGCUCAGAUUGAAUAAAGAAGCGCUGGCGCAACUGAGCGUACUACUUAUGCACUUUGGAAUGACUGGAAUGAUUAAAAUAAGAAAUGUGAAAUCGCAUUUGGUGUUUAUGGAAAAUGGUGGUGAUAAAAAGAUUUUGAAAGAACUAGAAGAGCCCAAGCAGGAAGAUGAUAUUAAAGUGGAAUUGGAGACCGAAUGGCCACCAAAGUUUUCCAAAUUCGAAAUAGACUUGGUAAAGGAUGAUUUCAAAUUAGAACUUUCAUUUGUGGACCCACGAAGAUUAGGAAGAGUACGGCUUAUUUCAGACGAAAAUGCAGCAACCGACAAAGGGUUGCUUCGGUUGCCCCCAUUGAGUGCAUUAGGUCCGGAUUAUAGCAAACCCGAGAUUGUCAAGGAAGACGCUAAUUUUGUAUUUGGUGAUCCUGACCCUUCUGAUCAUGGAAGGCCAAGAUUAAACUUGCAUGAAUUUAACAACCUCAUUUUGUCAAAAAAGAAGCCCAUUAAAAGCUUGCUUCUAGACCAGGCUUACUUUGCUGGCGUUGGGAACUGGGUUGGUGAUGAGGUGCUAUUUCAUGCAAAGUUGCAUCCCAAUGAGAUUAUCUCGAGCAAAGUUGAACGCAAGUCCGGAGAAGUUGAUCCUGUUAUUGAAAGAUUGUAUCAAUCUUUGAUAUAUGUAUGUGAGGAAGCGGUUAAGUGUGAAGGCGACUCCAAAAGGUUUCCGCUGAACUGGUUGAUGUUGCAUAGAUGGGGUAAGGCUAGAAAGAAACAGGGCAAAGCAAAGACCAAGGAAGGAUAUGUCUUGGACCACAUCACUGUUGGGGGCAGAACUAGCUGUUUUGCUCCAGAAAUACAACGACUAUUGAAAAAGCAGUUUAAGGUUGAGGAUGAUGUGAAGAGUUCUACCUCUCCAAGAAAAAGGAACCUGAUUGAUGAGGAAGAAGAAAAGCCAGUAAACCGCGGCGGAAAGAAGAGCAAAGUAUAA
Lodderomyces margitis is the source of this 1191-nucleotide messenger RNA. It is a transcript of the gene FPG1, whose product is annotated as Fpg1p. Gene Ontology annotation, cellular component: nucleus. NCBI's taxonomy places the organism in Eukaryota, Fungi, Ascomycota, Pichiomycetes, Serinales, Debaryomycetaceae. Gene Ontology annotation, biological process: base-excision repair. The transcript has 2 exons. The record is from RefSeq and is a predicted model, not a curated record. The coding region runs from base 1 to 1191 and encodes 396 amino acids. Gene Ontology annotation, molecular function: DNA N-glycosylase activity; DNA-(apurinic or apyrimidinic site) endonuclease activity; damaged DNA binding.